Molecule: messenger RNA, 1125 nt
Organism: Rhea pennata
Lineage: Eukaryota; Metazoa; Chordata; Aves; Rheiformes; Rheidae
Product: neuropeptide Y receptor type 6-like
Exons: 1
Coding region: 1-1125 (374 amino acids)
Biological process (GO): G protein-coupled receptor signaling pathway
Cellular component (GO): neuron projection; plasma membrane
Molecular function (GO): neuropeptide Y receptor activity; neuropeptide binding
Source: RefSeq, a predicted model, not a curated record
AUGAUGGAUAAAGCUAUUCAGCAUCCCAGUGAGGUUUUGUCUAACCAAACUAUCUCAAACAACAGCUAUUCUCAGUUUUUAAACUUCGAUACAUGUCAACCUUCCUUCCCUGCAGUAUUCUUGCUUAUUACAGCUUACACUUUAGUUACAAUAGUAGGGCUUUUUGGGAAUCUUUGUCUGAUUAUUAUAAUAAAGAGACAGAAAGAAGCUCAAAAUGUUACAAACAUCUUGAUUGCCAAUCUCUCUUUAUCGGAUGUCUUAAUCUGUAUCGUGUGCAUUCCUGUCACAGUUACAUACACCUUAAUGGACUACUGGAUAUUUGGGGAAGCUAUGUGUAAAAUAAGCUCUUUCAUACAAAGCAUAUCUGUCACAGUCUCCAUUUUCUCACUUGUACUGAUUGCUAUUGAGAGAUACCAGUUAAUUGUGAACCCACGUGGCUGGAAGCCUAGUAUUUCCCAUGCGUACUGGGGAAUUAUUUUCAUCUGGGGAUUUUCCCUUAUAAUAUCCCUUCCUUUUUUAAUAUUUCACCAAUUAACUGAUGAACCUUUCAAACAUCUGUCUUCCCAUAGUGACUUCUACAAGAACAAAGUUGCUUGCAUCGAAGCAUGGCCAUCAGUUACGGCACGACUGAUCUUUACCACUAGCCUGUUGGUUUUCCAGUACUGCUUCCCACUGGGGUUUAUUUUUAUCUGCUAUCUCAAGAUAUUUGUAUGUCUCCGGAGGAGACAUGGUAAAAUAGAUAAGAUGAGAGAGAACGUAAGCAGACUAAGUGAAAACAAAAGGAUUAAUAUGAUGUUGGUAUCAAUUGUUGUGACCUUUGCAGCUUGCUGGUUGCCUCUCAAUAUAUUCAAUGUUGUUUUUGACUGGAACUAUGAAGCCCUAAUGAACUGUAAUCAUAAUCUAGCAUUUACACUGUGCCACCUCGUGGCAAUGAUCUCAACUUGUAUCAAUCCCAUCUUUUACGGAUUUCUCAACAAAAAUUUUCAGAAGGAUCUGGUAGUAUUAGUUCACCACUGCAGAUGCUCAGCAUCACAAGAGGAAUAUGAAAACAUUGCCCUUUCAACUCUGCAAACUGAUAUAUCUAAGGGAUCUUUAAAAUUAAAUACUGCCCCUGUGAAUAUCUAA